Clonostachys rhizophaga is the source of this 2469-nucleotide messenger RNA. Lineage: Eukaryota; Fungi; Ascomycota; Sordariomycetes; Hypocreales; Bionectriaceae. The record is from the annotation of a GenBank genome assembly.
AUGCCCUCCAAAGAGCGGGAAACCGAAGCCGACGCUGAGGAACGCCCUCGUGAGAAGCAUCGUCGCUCCAAGCACAAGGAACACAGGGAUGACAAGGAGCGCUCUCACCGCUCCUCCAAGUCGAGCCGGCCCAAGCCCAUCGAGGGCAGCGAGACACAUUCGCACGCGUCGUCGAGACGACACCAUCACCACCGCAAGCGAGACAAGGACAAGGACAAAGAUGAGGUGAGGAUCCGGUCAACGUCCGGGAGCGAUUUGUUCUCUGGCGUAUCCACCUCUCGCCUCUCGUUCCCGUACCCCUCGUUCAGCAAGGCACACAGCAAGGAGGCCGUCAGUCGCGAGGAUGUGUCGACGCUGAGCCGCCACACCAAUCCUUUUACUCCAGAGCCGACCGAUGUUGGCGACGAAGAAGCCAGGCGAUCCAAAUCCUCCGAGCUCCCUCGGAGGUCGUCGACGGUCUCCAAGAAAUCCCCCCGACCCCCAACACCCCCCGAUACCGAUCUAUCUGCCGACAAGAAACAUGACGAAGAAACUCCAAGGGAUAGGUCUAAAAUCAGCCAUAAAUCCCGGACAUCGAGCCAGGCAACCUACGUCAAGCACAAAGCACACGAGAAAAUUCGCACAGACUCUCGAGCAUCAAGUCUAUCCCGCCGCUCGUCCAGGGGAUCAAAGGGAUCGCCAUCCACACGAAGCGUACGAGACCGCGAGAGAGGCUCAUCCCCAUCUAGCCCGCGAGACUCGUCUCCAAGAACACCGACCCAAUCGGCGGUACCAUAUACCCCUCAUGUGUACGGCACAAUCCAUGGCGAAGCUUCCGCUACGCUCGUAAACGAUGAAGAGACGUCCGAAAUCCCAUCUAAAACCGCCACGCCCGCGUCGGUCGUACCCAGUGCGCCUCCGCCGCCGCCUCCUCCGCCUCCUCCUGCUAUUGAUAUCCAAGACCUACCACGCGUAGACUACCUUUUGCAGAACGGAGGACUUGCAUACCCAGCACCAAAGAAUUUCCUCCAAGUCCUCCCUCGGCAAAAUGGUACCCGCCCUUCAAACCCACCACUUGCUGGCGCCGACACUCUCUUUGCCCCAUUCUUCAACCUCCUCGACCAGUACCAGACCGUCCUCGGAAAGCAGGGGUCUAUUGCCGUAGCCACUGGUCAUCGGUCAGUGGCGCGACGUCUACUAGACCGACUCGAGAAUGUCUUCUCUCGAGACCUUCCUCCCCAUGGCUGCUCGUGCGUCAUGUGUGAUAAUCAGGGCCACCAAAUUCACCGCGGACUUACCUGGGGUGAUGUCCUUGAAUGGGUCAGUGGACGAAUUGAGCUCCCUCAGUGGCCUCCAUUUGACUUGGCCGAAAUUGGCACCAAGGCCGCCGAGAUCUCAGCCGAAGAGCCGUUACGUCCACGGUCCCCCGUGAAGAUGGAUCCUGAUAUCGAUGAGCAGUUCAGGGAGCAUUAUCUGCGCCAAUCGAAGAAAGUGCGGUCGGCAGUGGACAAAUGGCUGACCAACACGGGAGAGACGCCCGUUCCUCCAUCACAAGACGUGGAUGAUGAGACGCUGACAUUUGCAAUCCUCACAAAUCUGGACGCUGAUAACCGACCAUUCUUCAAUGCACUGCUUUCUGGGUCGCGAGAGCUUCGUCCAGCCACGAGGGCCCCCACGCCAGCACCCAAGACCCGCAACGACUUUUUGGUCAAGACUGGACUCUCCCUGCAGCGGCUCUACAGACUUCCACAGGCACCGCGCGAUGCCGAGUGCGCCUGUUAUCUAAUCAAGAACCCCCAAACCCACGACUUGCUAGUCACGAUGGCCAACAUCAACAAUUCAGAGUGGGAGAUUCUUACCUCGGGACGAUUUGACGGAUUUUUGUGGUCUGGUGCUGAUGCCGAGGACGCCGGCAGCCCCGCAUUUGACUCGAGAAACACGACACCAUUCUCAAGGCCAGCCUCGCGUGUGCCAUCAUCAACAGGGCUCCGGUCCUUCUCGCCCUACUCACGCGGCGCCACGCCUGCAUCAUUCGUGAGCCUGUCCUCAACCGGGACGAUGGGUGGACGACACCCAGUGUCAAAUGAUGAGGAGAUGGAGAUGGCUGCGAUUGCCGAGAUUGAGCGAGAAAUCUACACUGGGAUGGAGUCUCUAGAGGAUGCCUUUGAGAAGCUCCAUCGGCGGGCGGAGAUGGUGAGGACGGCGCUCCGCCAACGAGGCGCCGGGCUGAUGCAGAACCUCCAGAUGAGGAAACGCAUCGAUGUCCUUCCUCCUGGCUCUGGCAACUCGAACUCCUCAGGAUACGAGCGACCCGGUUGGGCCACUGCUGGCAGUGAGUUCGACGUGAGCGACAGCGAGUGUGGAAUUGACGACUUUGAGAUCAUGCCCGACGACUCGGCGAGCAACAUCAGCAGCUCGCGGCACCGACGACCCAAGAGAAGGACGGAGAGAAGAACUCCUGCUCCUAUCGAGGAAGGGGACGAGGAGUAA